UGUGUGUGUGGGUGACCAUGACAUAGAGGAACAGAGGGAGAGACAAAGAGAGAGGGAGAAUGUAAGGCUGGCACACAAACAUACAUUUAUACACACACCAAAGCACACACACACACACACACACACACACCUGUUUGAUGGGUGAUGGGGUGACACGAUGUCCCACCAUGAACCUGGUAUUUGCCACUGGGCGUCCAGCACUUCACUAUAAAGGCGUGGGCACUCAGUCUGAUGUUACUCCUGGAUACUAGUUAAAGUUCAAAAGCUAUUCAAAAUUACACAAUUAACUCUUUUUUAUUGUUUUUUAACAACAGGUGUGAUGGACCAUGAAACAGAAAUAGAGAAGAAAGCUCAGGCAGGCGAGAGAGAGAGGAUUACCUCGACAGACCUACACUGUGAUAUUUUGGACUUGAGUGGAGGAGAGAAUAUCCCAGAGCUGUGCAAAAGGAAGAAUACGAUUAAGCAAACAUAUUCGCCCAGGGUGUCUAUGGAAAGCCCUGUGAAAGGGCCCACGGACACUGCAGAAUUCAUGAGUGCAGCCAGUCAAGGCAGGCUGAAUGUAGUAGACAAAUACCUGGCUGAUGGUGGGAACCCCAAUGUCCAUGAUGAGCUGAAGAGGACAGCACUCCACCGUGCCUCUCUGGAAGGACACACUCAAGUUAUACAGACCCUUGUAGAAAAAGGAGCCGAUGUCAACUUUAAAGAUCAACUGGGCUCCAGGGCCAUACACUGGGCCUGCAGAGGGGGGAGCCCGGAUAUUGUUAAAACCCUGAAGAGCCUCGGGGCUGACCUGAAUGCUAGAGAUAAGCUGUACAGCACUCCUCUGCACGUGGCCACGAGAACAGGCCACACCGCCAUUGUUGAGUACCUGCUGUCCUGUGGUGCCAAAAUCAACUCCAGGGACAGGGAAGGAGACACAGCCCUGCACGAUGGCAACCGAUACAAGAUAGCGAAGCUGCUCUUAGCGGCGGGCGCAGAUAGGAAUAUAAAAAAUCGAGAAGGAGUGACCGCAGUGCAGCAGGUAAAACAAUGGCAGUUCAACGUCAUGGACACCCUGCAGAGAAUGGACAACCCGAGGGAGCUGGGACCUGAAAACAUCCCCAGAGAGGAGUAGAUCAUGCAGAAAACGUACAUCUCCUCAAACAGUAUUUUCUUUAUGACAUAACCAAGUACCCGUCUCAGGUUCAAAACACAUUCGGUAAUUCCACUGUGUGUUUGUCUACAUCGUAUGUGAGUAUACGCAUUAAAUGUGCUGCUAUUCCAGGGCAUGGAGUUUAAACCACUGAAAUUUGACUGAACUCUUGGAUUUGGAUUUCAGCUCAGCUCAUUGCUGAAAAAAAGGAAACAAAACCCCAAACUUCUUUAAAAAGGUUUUGCCAAGCUUUAGCUUUUGACUUUCUAUUCUACAGCUUUAUGAUCUAAGCUGUGCUCUGGUGGAUGAUUCAUAACUCAUUUGUGCAGCCUUUGUAAGUUGGAUGAUAUCAAUAGAUGGUGCUGUGCAGAAGCUGCAUUUGAAUACACAUCAAGAGGUCCUUGUUUUAUUGAGGGGACAGAUAAUGCCGGAGCGCACAGUAGUACUGUGUCUGAGACCUCAGCUGACGAUGGCAAAGAUGGCUGGCAUGCCCCCGCUUUAAGUCAGGGAUUCAAGGGGGCCUCAGUGCACAUAUUUUCCAUCUAUCAUCAGUGGCUCAAAUGUUCACUCAUUACACAUGCAGCCAUUCAUUUUGUGAGCAUAAUUUGUUCAACAGCUACUGCUUUAUUUUUUUUCACAAUGUGAAUGUUGAAUGUUGUUUUGAAAAGAGUCAAUUCUUCUGUUAAAAAAUAAAAAAAACAAUGUGUUCAUUGUAGACAACUCAUCAGAUACAUCGGCUUCACACACAAAAUAUUUCCUGUUUCAAGCGAGGCCGUGUAACUGUCAGGGAGACACAUAGCGUGUCAUACAAGGUUGUCUACAGAGGCAUCAUUUAUUUUGUCAACCUGACCCAAGCCCUCAUGGCAGUACAGAGUCAAUAUAAUAAAGUUCUUGGAAUUGAAAAGA
Pungitius pungitius (ninespine stickleback) is the source of this 2038-nucleotide messenger RNA. It is a transcript of the gene ankrd2, whose product is annotated as ankyrin repeat domain 2 (stretch responsive muscle). The record is from RefSeq and is a predicted model, not a curated record. Gene Ontology annotation, molecular function: protein binding. Gene Ontology annotation, cellular component: nucleus. Lineage: Eukaryota; Metazoa; Chordata; Actinopteri; Perciformes; Gasterosteidae.